Messenger RNA from Theobroma umbraticum, 1827 nucleotides. Its product is annotated as cyclin-B2-4-like. Lineage: Eukaryota; Viridiplantae; Streptophyta; Magnoliopsida; Malvales; Malvaceae. The record is from RefSeq and is a predicted model, not a curated record. Gene Ontology annotation, molecular function: cyclin-dependent protein serine/threonine kinase regulator activity. Gene Ontology annotation, biological process: mitotic cell cycle phase transition.
CCUUCAUAAUUUCGUCUUUUCCCGUGCAAAACCCCCCAAAAAGCCUGAACAAGAAGAGAAAGAGAGAGAGAGAGAGAGAGAGAGAGAGAGACAGAGAGAUCACUCGAUCGCUGCUCAAGCCUCAAAUGUCAUUCUCUUGAGUAAUCUCUCUGUUCGAUUUCCUUUUUCGGUGACGUGAAAAAUCUAAGGAAACGGGGUUUUGGAAUCUGGGAGUGGCGAGAGAUCAACAGGGAAACUCUUGUGUGAAAGAUACGGGAGAAAUGGCUGGAUCGGAUGAGAACAAUCCUGGAGUCAUCGGACCGUCACAUCUUCAAGGGGGUUUGCGUGCCAGAGAAGGUGGGAAGUUUGUGGCGGCCACUGGGCAGAAUCGAAGAGCAUUGAGCACUAUUAAUCGGAACGUGAUUGGAGCUCCAUCUUACCCUUGUGCAGUGAACAAAAGACCUUUAUCUGAAAGAAAUGCAGUCUGUAAUAAGAUCCCACCCAUACCUGUGCAUAGACCAAUUACUAGGAAGUUUGCUUCCCAGAUGGCUAACAAGCAGCAAAUCAAACCCCAGGAAGUAAAGAAAUCACUCCUGUCAGUACCAUUUUCAAAUGAAUCCGAAGAUUGCACCAUUAUAGAUGUGGACGACCCUAAGGCAAGUAGUGACUCCGAUGUGCCAAUGUUUGUGCAACACACAGAAGCUAUGCUGGAGGAGAUUGACCGGAUGGAGGAGGUUGAGAUGGAAGACGUGGAUGAAGAGCCUUUUUUUGACAUUGAUAUUUGUGAUAAAAAGAAUCCGCUUGCAGUUGUUGAGUACAUUGAUGAUUUAUACAAAUUCUACCGGAAAGCAGAGUGUACUGGUUGUGUUCCUCCAAAUUAUAUGGCGCUGCAAUGUGACAUUAACGAGAGGAUGAGAGGUAUCCUUAUUGACUGGCUGAUAGAGGUUCACUACAAGUUUGAACUGAUGGAGGAGACCUUAUAUCUGACAGUAAAUCUAAUCGAUAGAUUUUUAGCGGUUCAACAAGUAGUGAGAAAGAAACUUCAGUUGGUUGGAGUAACAGCCAUGCUUCUUGCCUGCAAAUAUGAAGAAGUUUCUGUUCCUGUUGUAGAGGAUCUGAUUCUGAUUUCUGACAAGGCCUACAGCAGAAAAGAAGUGCUGGACAUGGAGAAACUGAUGAUCAAUACCUUACAAUUCAAUCUAUCUUUUCCUACACCGUAUGUGUUUAUGAGGAGAUUUCUCAAAGCCGCUCAAUCUAACAAGAAGCUUGAGCUUCUGUCAUUCCUCAUGAUCGAGCUUUGCCUAGUUGAAUAUGAAAUGCUCAAGUUUCCACCUUCUUUAUUAGCUGCUGCUGCUAUUUUCACUGCUCAGUGUACGAUUAGUGGGUCUAAGAAUUGGACCAAGACCAGUGAGUGGUAUACUGCCUACUCGGAAGAGCAGCUUACGGAUUGCUCAAGAAUGAUGGUUACUUUCCAUCAGAAGGCAGGGACAGGGAAACUUACAGGUGUACACAGGAAGUACAGUACAUCUAAGUAUGGUUAUGCUGCAAAAACUGAGCCAGCAACUUUUCUCUUGGAGGCUAGAUUCUAGCACUGCUAAAAAGGCAAUGAUUGAUCAAAUCCUACUAACUAGGACUCUGAGGGGGGUGGGAUGCCAUUGAGCAACAACACAAAGUUGCCCCUGGGAUAUAUAAAUACUGACUUGGUGUUUGCCCUUUGAAUUCGGCCUUUCGAUUUACAUUUUAUUUGAACAUAGCAGGAGGAUGUUUGUUUCUUUUUCUCCUACCUGGAGAUUAAAAUAAUUGUAAAACUGUUCCAUCCAAAUCUAUAUAUAUUUCAUUUGUUGGAUU